This is a messenger RNA of Triticum aestivum (bread wheat), 1690 nucleotides long. RefSeq lists its product as uncharacterized. The coding region runs from base 78 to 1589 and encodes 503 amino acids. NCBI's taxonomy places the organism in Eukaryota, Viridiplantae, Streptophyta, Magnoliopsida, Poales, Poaceae. Gene Ontology annotation, molecular function: protein binding. The transcript has 2 exons. The record is from RefSeq and is a predicted model, not a curated record.
ACGAACACGCAGCAGUCGCCGAUCCUGAGAGAGAGAGAAAAGAGAAGCUCAAACCGAAUCCCCACCCGACCACCCAGAUGGCACCGCCGGCGACGUCCAUGGCCGAUAUACCGGAUGUGAUGCUCGAGGAAAUCUUCCUCCGCCUCACCGCUGCCGAAGACCUCGCCCGCGCCUCCACCACCUGCCCCUCCUUCCGCCGUGUCAUCGCCGACCACGCCUUCCUGCGCCGGUACCGCGCUCUCCACCCGCCGCCUCUCAUCGGCCUGCUCCAAGACACCUUCAGCCCAGCCCAGCCACCGCACCCCUCGGCCGUCGCCGCUCGCGCCUUCCUUGGCUUCGACUUCUCCUGCUCAUCCCUCCUCCCAUCCACCCCCGGCCAUACCUGGCGUCCAGUUGAUUUCUUUGACGGACGCGCCCUCCUCGCCGGCCCCGCGGACAAAGAAGACCGCCAAUUUUGGGUCAGGGACCUCGCUGUGUGCGACCCCAUUCACCACCGCUAUGUCCUGCUGCCCGCCGUUCCAGACGACCUGAAAGCGCUGGCACCUCAGCUGGACCUCCUCAAUCUGGAGGCCUUCCUUGCUCCUGGCCAGAAUGAGGACCCUUUAUCAUUCAGGGUGAUGUGCGUGGCGCAAUGCACAACCAAACUGCUCAUUCUUGUCUUCUACUCCUCUUUGGGUGGACAAGGACAGUGGCAUGCUCAUACAUUUGAUCAAUGGAGUGGUCAGGCUACAUCUGCUUCCGAUGGUUCAUUUAUCCACUCUCAUGGUGGGUUGUCCAAUCGUCAAUUCGUCCACGGAUGCUUCUAUUGGCAUUUGCAUUUUCGGAACGAGUUGCUUGUGCUGGACGUGCGUGCAAUGGAGUUGUCCGCCAUCGACCUCCCACCUGAACGAGGGACUAACAGUUUUGUCCUUGUUGAGCCAGCAGAAGGGAUGCUCGGAAUGCUCACUGAAGGCUAUGGCGAGGACAACGAUAGUGACCCAUUUUGGCUCACGUAUUCCAUUCUGAGAAAUAACCAAUGGCACUUUAACAAGGUCAUCCAAUUGCCAGUAAACGAUGCUGCUCUUGUUGGUGUAGCCGGGGGAUACCUGCUCCUAGAAGCGUUGUACACCACAACUGCACAAGAGGCGCUGAAAUUUGGAUGCUUUUCCGUGGACGUCAAGACAUUGCAGGUCGAGUUUUUCGCUGAGCUUAUAUGCUCGACUAUAUGCUGGUUUCCCACCAUCAUUGUGUGCACCAACUAUUUGAAGCGGGCGAGGAGCAGACACUCACUGAAGAUCCUCAUGUGGGCGAUGGAUCAGGCCAAUUCGUCGGUGAGGGUGACGACGCAGAGGUGGGCGGCGUUCAUCUCGUUCGACACCACUCCAUUGGCUCUGGCUAUGCGGGCAUGGACACUCCGAUUCCACGAGACGGUGCUAGCCCUUCUAGCGCCGGCGUCGGCUCUGGCCCCGAUUUGUGAUCCAGGACGGGCUGGUGGUGACUCGCAUGCCAGCGAUGGUGCCCCAGACCGCUCCACCUCGGCGUUCCACCCAACUGGCACCACCCCCAGCAACUCCGACCCCCCGCCACUCGGCGCAACUCAUGGGAAAUGAUGCAUGAAUUCUACGCUAGCCAGCAACCGCUUCUGGAUGCUGGCUAGCGAGGAUUCAGGUGACGAUUCUGACGGGGGGGGGGGGGGGGGGCGUUAGUGGCU